AUGGAAAAAAGCAGUAACAAACUAAUAGCUAAUAAUCAUGCAUUGUUAUUUGAUCCAGCAAGUUUAACUGUUGCUGUUGGUUAUAAUACAUCAACUACAAUUCAAUUAGUAUCAGAACAAGAUGAAUCAGUUCAUGUUUCAUUUGUUUAUGAUGAAGAUCGAACACAAUCAACAGAUUAUAUUAAACCACUUGAACCUAUUAAUAUUCCUCGACAUUCUUCUCAUAUGCAAAUUGUUUUACAAAUAACAGGUCUUCGUCCAGGUCAUUUAAUUGUUGGUUGUAAUGCAAGUCCUAUAUUAAAUGCAAGUUUAACAGAACAAGAUUUUCUUCGAAUUAAUAUUGCACGUAGUGAAAAACUUGAUCGAAUUAUUAAUACAAUUGGUUGGCUUUCUUUUAUCGCAUGGUCUUGUUCAUUUUAUCCACAAAUAUUAUUAAAUUUUCAACGACAAAGUGUUGUUGGACUUAGUUUUGAUUUUUUGGCAUUCAACAUAAUGGGAUUUUUUUGUUAUUCAGUUUAUAAUAUUGCAUUUUAUUCAUGGCGAAAUGUUCAGGAUGGUUAUAUGAAAUUACAUCCUCAUGGUGUUAUUCCUGUAUUAAUUAAUGAUGUUGUAUUUGGUUUACAUGGUUUUAUUGCAUCAUUUAUUACUAUAUUUCAAUGUCUUUUUUUUGAACAUUCGAAACAACGUGUUUCAUAUACAACAUCAAUAUUAUUAGUUCUAUUUAUUUUAUUUCUAUUUAUAACAACAAUUUUAACAUCAGUCGAUCGUAUUGAUUUACUUCUAUUAAUUUAUUUUUAUUCAUAUAUUAAAUUAAUAAUAUCAUGUAUAAAAUAUAUUCCACAAGUUGUAUUGAAUUAUCGUCGUAAAUCAACUGAAGGAUGGUCUAUUGGAAAUAUUUUAUUAGAUUUUCUUGGUGGUAUACUUAGUUUAAUACAAAUGUUUUUAUUUGCUAUUAAUUAUAAUGAUUGGUUAUCAAUAUUUAGUUCAAUAUCAAAGUUUAGUCUUGGAAUUGUUUCAAUUGGAUUUGAUAUUAUAUUUAUAGUACAACAUUAUAUUCUUUAUAAAAAUAGUCAACAACAAAUAGAUGGAUAUCAAAUAUUGGAUAAUAAUGAAGAAAAUACAACAGUUGCAAUUAAUACUUGA
Molecule: messenger RNA, 1143 nt
Organism: Rotaria sp. Silwood2
Lineage: Eukaryota; Metazoa; Rotifera; Eurotatoria; Philodinida; Philodinidae
Source: the annotation of a GenBank genome assembly